Messenger RNA from Colius striatus (speckled mousebird), 2694 nucleotides. RefSeq names its product myosin light chain kinase 2 (gene MYLK2). Gene Ontology annotation, biological process: protein phosphorylation; intracellular signal transduction; positive regulation of apoptotic process. Gene Ontology annotation, molecular function: myosin light chain kinase activity; ATP binding. The transcript is spliced from 14 exons. The record is from RefSeq and is a predicted model, not a curated record. Lineage: Eukaryota; Metazoa; Chordata; Aves; Coliiformes; Coliidae. Gene Ontology annotation, cellular component: nucleus; cytoplasm. The coding region runs from base 1 to 2694 and encodes 897 amino acids.
AUGGAGCAGGACGGCGGGGUGAGCAGCGUGCCAGGCACAGGGGGGGCUGCUGAUGUGUCCCCCCUGGGAGCAGAGAGUGGCACAGCCCCAGCAGCCCUCCAGGACCAGCCCCAAGCAGGGACAGUGCCGGCCGUCACGGAGGCGCAGGAUGCAGGGAAGGACGAGCCUGGGCACAAGAAGGUUCCGGCUGCUGCUGUGGCUCAGGAGCCCCUGGAGGGGGAGAAGGAGAAGGCAGCACCAGCAGAGGAGGCCGCUGCAGCAGCACAACACAACACAGGACAGGCAGCGCCUGCUGAGAAGGUGCCGGCUGGAGCCAAGGCCCAGGACAGAGGGAAGGGUAAGAGAGAUGCUCCAGCUGCAGGAGAGCCAGCAGGAGGGCAGGCAGUGCCUGCAGAGGGGAAGGCUCCGGCUGCUGCCAAGGCUCAGGAUGGAGGGAAGGAGCAAAGCUCUGGUGGGUUAGAGGCUGAGAGUGGGGGGAAAGCUGAACCCGUGGAGAAGGCUCCAGUCACCACAGAGAAUGAAGGUGGGAAGGGAAAGCCCACAGAGGGAACAGCCUCAGCUGCAGCACAGGCUCAGGAUGGAGGCAAAGAAGAACCUUUGAAGGAGAAAACUCCAACUGCUGCAAAGGAGAAGGCUUCAUCUUCUGCAAAGGCUCAGGAUGGAGAGAAGAAAGCUGCAAAGACAGAGAAAGCCCCAGCUGAUAAAAAGCCUGCAAAGGAGAAGACUCCAGCUACUAAAAAGGAGGAGGCUCCAGCUACUGAAAAGGCUCAGGAUGGAGAGAAGAAAGCUGCAAAGGCAGAGAAAACUCCAGCUACUGAAAAGGCUCAGGAUGGAGAGAAGAAAGCUGCAAAGGCAGAGAAAGCCCCUGCUGCAAAGAAGCCUCAAGAGGGAGGCAAAGAAGAGCCUGCAAAGAAGGCCCCGGCUGCUGGAAAGCCUCAGGAUGGAGAGAAUAAAGUGGCAAAGGCAGAGAAGGCCCCAGCUGCAAAAAAGGCUCAAGAUGGGAGUAAAGAGCAACCUGCAAAGGAGAAAGCUGCAGGUCCUGUAAAGGAGAAGGUCCCAGCAGCUGCCAAGGCUCAGGAGGGAGAGAAGACAGCAGCAAAGGCAGAGAAAGCCCCAGCUGCAAAGAAGCCUCAAGAUGGAGGCAAAAAGGAGCCUGCAAAGGAGAAGGCCCCGGCUGCUGGAAAGGCUCAGGAUGAAGCUGUGCCAGUGGAACCCUCUGCAGCUGCAGCAGAGGCUGGGGAUGGAGCCGAGGAGCCCACAGAGACAGCGGCCACAGCUGUGGCCGGGGCUCGGGGUGAAGGGGAGGAGACGGACAAGCAGCAGCAGCCAAGGGGCCCCGAGCCCCCGCGCCCGGCUCUGCUGCAGAGCCUGAGCUGCCCGGCCGCCUGCCAGAGGGAGGAGCAGCCCUGGGCACAGGGGGCAGCGAUGGAGAUGAUACCGGAGGAGGCCACAGCGGAGCCAUCCCUGAGGGACCUGGAGCCCCCCAGCCCUGCAGCGAGCCCUGGCACCCCCCAGGAGAGGACAGUGCCCAGUGCCACGGGGCAGCCCCCUGCUCCUGCUGGGGCCACGGAGCAGCCUGGCUCUGGAGGGCCACCUUCCUCAACAGAGGCAGAGCCACCCCUCAGCCCCUACCUCACCCCGGAUUUUGGGAAGGAAGACCCUUUUGAGAUACUGGAUGACGUCCCGCCGCCUCCCGCGCCCUUCGCGCACCGCAUCGUCACGCUGCGCUCCGCCAGCGUCAGCUCCCACUUCAACCUCAGCUCCAAGGACAUCCUGGGAGGGGGCAAGUUUGGUGAAGUCCACACGUGCACAGAGAAGCAGACGGGGCUCAAGCUGGCAGCCAAAGUGAUCCGGAAGCAGGGUGCCAAGGACAAGGAGAUGGUGCUGCUGGAGAUCGACGUGAUGAACCAGCUCAACCACCGCAACCUCAUCCAGCUCUACGACGCCAUCGAGACGCCCCGGGAGAUCGUCCUCUUCAUGGAGUUCGUGGAGGGCGGAGAGCUCUUCGAGCGGAUCAUCGACGACGACUAUCACCUGACGGAGGUGGACUGCAUGGUGUUCGUGCGGCAGAUCUGCGAGGGCAUCCGCUUCAUGCACCACAUGAAUGUGCUGCACCUCGACCUCAAGCCCGAGAAUAUCCUCUGUGUCGCUGCCACCGGACACAUGGUGAAGAUCAUUGACUUUGGGCUGGCUAGAAGGUACAACCCCCAAGAGAAGCUGAAAGUGAACUUUGGAACCCCUGAAUUCCUCUCCCCUGAGGUGGUCAACUACGAGCAGGUCUCCUACUCCACGGACAUGUGGAGCAUGGGCGUCAUCACCUACAUGCUGCUCAGCGGCCUCUCCCCCUUCUUGGGUGACAAUGACACUGAGACUCUCAACAACGUCCUGGCUGCCAACUGGUACUUUGAUGAGGAGACCUUCGAGAGCGUGUCUGACGAGGCCAAGGAUUUUGUCUCGAAUCUCAUCAUCAAGGAGAAGAGUGCCCGGAUGAGCGCUGGCCAGUGCCUGAAGCAUCCCUGGCUCAACAACCUGGCAGAAAAGGCCAAACGCUGCAACCGCCGGCUCAAGUCCCAAGUGCUGCUCAAGAAAUACGUCAUGCGGCGGCGCUGGAAGAAAAACUUCAUCGGGGUGUGUGCUGCCAACCGCUUCAAGAAGAUCACGAGCUCGGGGUCACUGACGGCGCUGGGUGUCUGA